AUGAAGCUCUCGAAAUUUGCAAAACACUCGCUCACGUUUGCCGGUCCGUCCCCCAUUCAACAUUUGAAACGGUUGUCCAAGACUUUGGGCAACAAGGUUCAGUUGUAUGCAAAGCGCGAAGAUUGCAACUCGGGACUAGCGUUUGGUGGGAAUAAGACACGUAAACUCGAAUAUAUUAUUCCAGACGCGAUUGAAGGUGGCUACGAUACACUUGUGUCCAUUGGUGGUAUUCAGUCCAAUCAAACACGUCAAGUGGCCGCCGUUGCCGCUCAGCUUGGUUUCAAAUGCGUCUUGGUGCAGGAGAAUUGGGUUAAUUACCCGCCCGAGGAAGCUCACGUCUAUGACAAUGUUGGCAACAUUGAGUUGUCCCGUAUCUUGGGCGCAGAUGUACGUCGGAAUGCAGCAGGCUUUGACAUUGGUAUCCGUCCAAGCUGGGAGGCAGCCAUGGAAAGCGUCAAGAAGGCCGGUGGCAAGCCAUAUCCCAUUCCAGCUGGCUGCUCAGAACAUCCAAAAGGUGGCUUAGGCUUUGUUGGCUUUGCAGAGGAAGUUCGGCAACAAGAGAAGGAGCUGGGCUUCAAGUUCGACUAUGUCGUCGUGUGCGCUGUGACAGGUAGUACCAUGGCCGGCAUGGUGGUUGGCUUUGCAGCCGAUGGACGAGCGAACAAGGUCAUCGGGAUUGACGCGUCUGCUACACCUGAAAAGACCCGCGAGCAGAUACUGCGUAUUGCCAAGAACACAGCGGAUCUGGUCGAGUUAGGAUGCGAAAUCACUGAAAAGGACAUUGUGCUGGAUACGCGUUUCGGAGGACCAGAGUACGGACUGCCUAAUCAAGGCACACUGGACGCCAUACGACUAUGUGCACGUACUGAGGGUAUGCUGACUGAUCCUGUGUAUGAGGGCAAGUCCAUGGAUGGAAUGAUCUCCAUGGUGCGCAACGGAGAGUUCCCUGAGGGCUCCAAGGUAUUGUAUGCCCACCUGGGUGGCUCUCCGGCACUGAGUGCCUACAGUUACCUAUUCAAGGAAGGAUAA
This is a messenger RNA of Peronospora belbahrii, 1029 nucleotides long. NCBI's taxonomy places the organism in Eukaryota, Oomycota, Peronosporomycetes, Peronosporales, Peronosporaceae. The record is from the annotation of a GenBank genome assembly.